AUGUCCUUACAUGGUAGUUUUCUGUCUGACGAGCAGUUCCAGUGCUCGAUCUGCCUGGAUGUAUUCAAUAAUCCUUCAUCCACCCCAUGUGGUCACAGCUUUUGCAUGGCCUGCAUCUGCAGAUACUGGGAUGGAUCUAAGGUUUGCCAGUGUCCUCUGUGUAAGAAGACCUUCCAAAAGCGGCCAGACCUCCAGAUCAACAGGACGCUGCGUGAGAUCACUGAGCAGUUCAGAUCGAUGACAGGAGGAGGAGGAGGGAGGGAGAAGAGAGGAGGGAAAGGAGGAGGAAGAGACGAAGGCAUACGAGAGGAUUUAUUUUAUGAAUUGCGGAAGAAGCUGCCACAACCUUUACCAAAGACAUCCAUGGCGCUGACUUAUGAGGCUCAAACCAAAGGCAAGAGAUAUGAAUUAUGGUUUCAGGGUGAACCUACCCCGGCAUUGUUGUCACCUCCCAGCAACACCUUACUGGGUUCUUCGUUACCAGAUCAUAGUCCAAUCUCUGCCUUGAACCACACCUGCAGACCUCUUCCACCUCCUCCACCUUACUCCCGAUCCAGCAGCCGGAGAAGAUUUACUGUGAGUGGGGCUGCGAGCAGCAACGACCUCCCCGUCUGUGACAUCCACCACAGGGGAAUAAUGAUUUACUGUAGGACAGACAGAGUGUGUAUCUGUCCUGAAUGUGAGACUGAGGACCACCCCGAUCAUGACACAGUGACUAUUGAAGACGAAUGGUUGCAAACCAAGGUCCAGCUUAGUACAUCGGAGCAGGAGAUCCAGGAGAUGAUCAGACAAAGAAUCAGAAAGAUCGAAGAGAUCAGAAUGUCAGUGAAUGAACUGGAAUUGGCGGUAGAGCGGGAGACAGCGGGCAGUGUGUGUAUGUUCUCGGCUCUGGUGUCUGCCAUCGAGCGCUCCCAGGCUGAGCAGAUGGAGGUGUUGGAGAUGAGUCGAAGGUCAGCCGAGCACCAGGCUGACGUCAUGAUACGGCAGCUGGAGCUGGAGGUCGAAGAACUGCGGAGGAGAGAAAGUGCCCUUGCACAGCUUGCCAAAUCAGAGGAUCUCAUACAUUGUGUUAAGACCUUCCCCAUCCUUUCCAGUCCUCCGCCUGCCAAAGACUGGUCUGCAGUGUCAGUGAACUCUGACCUGGGAACAGGGACCAUCUACAGGUCACUGGCAGCUCUGGUGGAAAGGUUCCAACAAGAUCUGAAGAGUGUCAUAGAAACAGGUUUUCCUGCUGUCUCAGUGGAACCCAUUCCGGUCCGAACACAGCCCAGGAUAAAGAGGAUACAAGAGUAUGCAGUGGAUGUAACUCUGGACUCCAAUACUGCCCAUCCCAGACUGAUUCUGUCAGAGGACAUGAAGAGUGUGAGGUGUGCAGAUCGACACCAGCUGCUUCCAGACAACGCAGAGAGGUUUGACAGAGUUGUCUGUGUCCUGGGGAGGGAGGCAAUUUCCUCUGGGAGACACUACUGGGAGGUGCAGGUGGGUGGGAAAACAGACUGGGAUCUGGGGGUAGCCAAGCAAUCAAUCAACAGGAAGGGGAAGUUUGAAAUUACCCCAAGCAACGGAUACUGGUUCCUCAGCCUGAGAGACAAGAACAAGUACGCCUUCCGAACUGAACCCUCCACAGACGUCCAUCUGAACCUCCGACCCAAUAAGAUUGGGAUAUUUGUUGACUUUGAGAAAGGACAGGUGUCUUUCUACAACGUUGAUGUUAAAGUGCACAUCUACACCUUCAAUGACACGUUCAAUGAAUGCAUCUACCCGUUCUUCAGCCCCUGUACGAAUAAAUCUGGAAAGAACGAUGGACCGCUGAUUAUCACACCAGUAAACAUGACAGCGUGA
Messenger RNA from Scomber scombrus (Atlantic mackerel), 1842 nucleotides. RefSeq names its product E3 ubiquitin-protein ligase TRIM39. The record is from RefSeq and is a predicted model, not a curated record. The coding region runs from base 1 to 1842 and encodes 613 amino acids. Lineage: Eukaryota; Metazoa; Chordata; Actinopteri; Scombriformes; Scombridae. Gene Ontology annotation, molecular function: protein binding; zinc ion binding. The transcript has 14 exons.